This is a messenger RNA of Cuscuta epithymum, 705 nucleotides long. The record is from the annotation of a GenBank genome assembly. Lineage: Eukaryota; Viridiplantae; Streptophyta; Magnoliopsida; Solanales; Convolvulaceae.
GUUUACUUGCUUUUUUAAAUAAUUUUAUUUUGAGUUCAUAUUUAUUUAUUAGUUUCUGAUUUCCUUUUUUCUUGCAGCAUUUAGAUGUGAUCUUUUAUUACUUCAGGAAGAAGGCUGAAGUUACUAAGACUUGCAAAAUCAGUUUCACAACAACUGAUACUCUUUUUAAUGUGAAUGUACUGAAAGCAUAUACUGCAACCCCAGAUAAAACAUUUUCUUGGUCCAAGUUUGCAGGUCUAUGUGAUUCUAUUGUAGGGCUUCAAUUGCCCUGUUCAAAAGCUUGGGAAGAAGUUGACCAUGUUUUAUGCCAAUUUACAUUAAGACGCAGAUGCAUUGGAUUCUAGCUAGAUUUUGUAUUAAUGAUUGGUGCAUAUAUGUUUAUAAUUCCAUGGUCAGUCCAAGGGAUAUAGCUCAUGCUACAGAUGCUGUUAAGCCAUAUACUGUGAUUCUGCCUUUGUGUUUUAGACACAUGGACCACUUUUAUAAACGUGCAAUGGAUGUUAAUAAGAACUUAGAUGUGAAAUUCAUGACUAACUUGCCUGUUCAAGAAUCAGCUGACUGUGGGGCUUAUGUUGCUGCUUUUGCUGAAUACUUCAUUGAUGGCAUAGAGAUUCCUCCAUUUUUGGAUAUUGAGCUAUACAGAUCGAGGCUUGCCUAUUUUCUUUAUCAGUAUGGAGUGUCUAAGCUUAAUGGUGAAGUGCAGAG